Molecule: messenger RNA, 986 nt
Organism: Solanum dulcamara
Lineage: Eukaryota; Viridiplantae; Streptophyta; Magnoliopsida; Solanales; Solanaceae
Product: protein BOBBER 2-like
Exons: 2
Coding region: 51-782 (243 amino acids)
Biological process (GO): protein folding
Cellular component (GO): cytoplasm
Source: RefSeq, a predicted model, not a curated record
GCACUAAUUUUUCCUCUUUUAAUUUAUCAAUUCAUUUCAUCACCAAAAAAAUGGCAAUUCUUUCAGACUACACUGAAGGAGAAAAUCAAUCACAAGCCAAAAGACCUGUAGAUGAAGAAAAACAAGAAGAAAUUAAAGAAAAUGAAAAUCAAGAAUCAAACACUUCUUCUUUAGAUACAAAAGAAGAAGAAGAAAAUAAGAAAUUAAAGCCAAAUCAAUUUAAUGGUCUUGAUAUGGAGAAUUAUACAUGGGGACAAACUCUUCAAGAUGUUACUAUUAAUGUCUCAGUGCCACUUGGCACAAAAUCAAGAUUCUUAGCUGUGGAUAUCAAGAACAAUUCCAUCAAAGUUGGUCUCAAGAAUCAACCAUCAAUUGUUGAAGGUGAACUAUUGGAGCCUGUGAAAGCUGAUGAAUGUUUUUGGAGUUUAGAAGAUCAAAAACAAGUAACAAUUCUCAUGACUAAAAGGAAUCAAUCUGAUUGGUGGAAGAGUUUGUUUAAAAAUGGACCUGAAAUUGACACACAAAAAGCUGAGCCAGAGCCAAGUAGGCUAUCAGAAUUGGACUUAGAAACAAGAUCAGCAGUUGAAAAAAUGAUGUUUGAUCAAAAACAAAAGCAAAAAGGGUUACCAACAAGUGAUGAGAUUCAAAAUCAAGAUCAAAUCAAGAAAAUUAUGGAAGAAAAUCCUGAAAUUGCUAAACAUUUUGCUAAUUCCCCUGCUAAUGCUAAUGGUAAAGGGGGAAUGUCCAAUAUUAGGAUGAUGCCCAAUGGGAUGAUGAGUUAAUUUUGCGUGUGGGGACUUGAUGAGUCGAUCUAUUUAUACAUCUUAUAUUUUACCGUUACAUCAAAAGUUACUUCAUGUAUUAAUUUUUUUUUUAUAUUGCUUUUCGAGUUUGUGGAAUUGGAAUUAUGAUCCCAAAUGUUUGGAAGCAAUUUUCCUAGUUUUAAUUAAUUGUUGAAACAUGAUAUAUAAUCAUAAUACGUGUGU